GCAGCAGCGAGCGAGGGGCCGCUCGGUAGCGCGGCAUGGCGGGCGGGGCGCGGGAGGUGCUCACUUUGCAGUUGGGGCAUUUUUCGGGUUUCGUGGGCGCGCACUGGUGGAACCAGCAGGAUGCUGCGCUGGGCGGACAGACCGAUGCCAAGGAGCCGCCGGGAGAGCUGUGCCCCGACGUCCUGUUCCGCACGGGCCGGACGCUGUACGGCCAGGAGACCUACACUCCUAGACUCAUCCUCAUGGACCUCAAGGGCAGCCUGAGCUCCCUCAAACAGGAAGGAGGACUCUACCACGACAAACAACUGGAUGCUGCCAUACCCUGGCAGGGGAAGCUCACCACGUACAAAGAGGAGCUCUCCUCCAAGAACCCUUACCUCCAGGACCUGCUGAGUGCAGAGGGAGUACUGUGUAGUGAUGGUGUGUGGAGGGUCAAGUCUGUUCCCAGUGGCAAAGGACCCCCCACGCUCACCACGUCCCCAGCUUCCAAGCUACUUCUCCCCACAGAGGACAGCAUUCACGUUUGGUCAGACUUCCUCAGGGUCCAUCUCCACCCCCGGAGCAUCUGUAUGAUUCAGAAGUACAACCACGAUGGGGAAGCAGGGCGCCUGGAGGCCUUUGGUCAGGGGGAGAGCAUCCUGAAGGAACCCAAGUACCUGGAGGAGCUGGAGGACCGGCUGCACUUCUAUGUGGAGGAAUGUGACUUUCUGCAGGGCUUCCAGAUCCUGUGUGACCUGCACGAUGGCUUCUCGGGGGUAGGCGCUAAGGCUGCUGAGUUGCUCCAAGACGAGUAUUCAGGGAGGGGGAUCAUAACUUGGGGCCUGCUUCCUGGUCCCUACAGUCUUGGGGAACCGCAGAAAAACAUCUACCGAGUGUUAAACACGGCCUUCGGGAUGGUGCGCCUGGCUGCUCACAGCUCCCUGCUCUGCCCCUUGUCACUGGGUGGGGGACUGGGGCUGCGACCAGAGCCCCCUGUCAGCUUCCCUCACUUGCGCUAUGAUGCUACCCUGCCCUUCCACUGCAGCGCCAUCCUGGCCACAGCCCUGGACACACUCACAGUCCCCUACCGCCUCCACACUGCACCACUCCCCAUGGUGCACCUGGCUGAUAUGCUGAGCGGCGCUGGGAAGAAGGUGGUGACCGCAGACGCCACCAUCCCCUUCCCCUUGGGUCCCAGCCAGUCGCUUCCUGACAUCCUGCUGCAGCUGGGGAGCACCUCCCCCUGGACCCCGCUGUCUGGAUGUGGAGACCCUCCUGGAGCACGCUGCUUUGCCCAGUCAGUGGUGCUGCGGGGUCUCGACAGAGCUCACCACACCAGCCAGCUGAGCCCAGGAGUACCUCUGCCCUCCCCACUCCAUGCCUGCAGUACUGGGGACGAAGUCUUGGCUCAGUUUGUCCAGCAGCGGCAGCCCCGAGUCAGCUCCUCUCAUCUGCUGCUGACGCCCUGCCUGGUGGCGCCCCCGUACCCCUGCCUCUUCUCUUCACACCUCAGCCGCCACGGUUUGGUUCUGGACGGUCCCCCCACUGGGGCAGCCGUGGAGAGCAUCCCCGUGCUGGGGUCUCUGAACUCGUCCUCUGCCCUGCACAGAGCCCUGGGAGGCCUGGCCCAGGAGCUCAGCAAACUCGAUCUGCGACGCUGGGCCAGCUUCAUGGAGGCAGGCGUGGAGCAGGACGACAUGGGGGAGAUGCUCCAGGACCUCCAGAGCCUGGCCGAGUGCUACCAGGCUAGUGACAGUCUUGCGGACUAGCCCCCGGAAGGGGGCAGAGCUGGUUUCAAAUAAAGACUGCUGG
Sorex fumeus (smoky shrew) is the source of this 1791-nucleotide messenger RNA. RefSeq names its product misato mitochondrial distribution and morphology regulator 1 (gene MSTO1). Gene Ontology annotation, cellular component: cytoplasm. Lineage: Eukaryota; Metazoa; Chordata; Mammalia; Eulipotyphla; Soricidae. The transcript is spliced from 14 exons. Gene Ontology annotation, biological process: mitochondrion distribution. Bases 36 to 1748 code for a protein of 570 amino acids. The record is from RefSeq and is a predicted model, not a curated record.